Molecule: messenger RNA, 1299 nt
Organism: Nannizzia gypsea CBS 118893
Lineage: Eukaryota; Fungi; Ascomycota; Eurotiomycetes; Onygenales; Arthrodermataceae
Product: FAD dependent monooxygenase
Exons: 6
Coding region: 1-1299 (432 amino acids)
Molecular function (GO): FAD binding; monooxygenase activity
Source: RefSeq, a predicted model, not a curated record
AUGGCCGAAACUAAGCCACAAACUCCGGAGCGUGUCCGGGUCGCCAUUUGUGGAGGUGGCAUUGGCGGUCUUACCAUGGCCGCUGUCCUUCGCCGGCUAGAUAUAUCCUACGUUGUCUUGGAGCGAUAUGCACAGAUUACCCCCCAAGGAGCUGGAAUAUCGCUCGCUCCCAAUUGCUUGCGCGCUUUAGAUCAGCUCGGGAUUUUUGAGAAGCUGGCCAAGCAUUCAGAGGUGCUGCGCGAAGUCCAUGUCUACAGAAACAACGAGUUCUGGGGUUCCCAGAAAUUUGGAAUGACCAACGAGGCAUUUGGAUAUUAUGUGCACAAGAUUGAGAGACACCGGUUUCACCAUCUGUUGCUGGAGGCAGCAGGCGGUAAUGAUGUCGUUCGAUUGGGCUUCAAUGUGAACGACGUUGUCGAUGAAGCAGAUGCUCCUUAUGCUAUUGUCAGGGCCGAAGAUGGUCGAGAGGUUCACGCCGACAUCAUUGUCGGUGCUGACGGCAUUCGCAGUUAUACUCGCCGAGUUUUGGCCGAGAAAAGCGGAAUGAAGGCAACAAACACCAUACGAUUUACUGGCAGAGUCCAUAUGUCUGGAUACACGGAACCAUUGACACAUUUAACUACUAAGGAUGAGGGUAUUGGCCACUGGAUGUUGUAUGACGACGCAAUUCUUACCACCUGGCCAUGCAAGGACAACAGGCAGUGGUUUAUUGGUGUUGCGGCAGCAAAGCUAAAGCCAGGCGAGCAGCCCGAUCGAUCUGUGUGGAAAAACGCGACCAAGGACACGAUUAACGAAGUUUACGGUGAACGGUUCCACCCAUUUGGUGUGGAGUCCAAGAUGAAAUCAAUUGUCGACGCUUCUGAGCGUGUUAUUGCUAGCAACGUUUUCAUGGAGCUCGAGGUCCCACACAUGGUGAAAGGAAGAAUCGUUCUUGUCGGAGAUGCCGCUCAUUCAAUGACAUCAUUUUUCGGUCAGGGCGGAUGUCAAGCCAUCGAGGACGCUGUGGAGCUCGGUAACGCCUUGCACGAGCAUUUCCAUCUCAAUGACCCCACUGCCUUUGACAGAUACUCUGAAGUCCGCCAGAAAAGAGCAAAGGACCUCGUCCAGUUCUCUGAUAACUUCGCAAAGGUCCAUACAGCCAGACUUCCAUAUGGGCUCGGGCCUUUGGUGAGAAAAAUUAUUUACAAAUACGUCCCUACCAGUGUCUGGGUAUGGUAUUUCGAAUGGCUCUUCAACUACCAGCCAGUCAUUAAGUACCCACUGCUGGAUAUUCCUGCUGGUCAGGCAACUUCCGCUUAA